AGUCAAAAAUGAAGGUGUCUGUUAGAGUUAGAGGAGAAUGGUUUGCUGUGCCUUGCAUGAAGGCCAACACUACAAUAGGGUGGAUAGGUGACGAGGCAUUGAGACGGUAUCAGAAAUUGAAACCAAUAGGUUCCCAUGUCUCAGGAAGAGAGGAAAGAAUCUACCAGAUUCGAAAAACAAAAGGUGGGGCCAUACUGGAUCCCGAAGAUGAAGUCAGAGUAGUUCUUGACGAUAACGAUUUCCUUUCUGUUGUUUUGGAGACAGAUAAGGCAAAUCCUGUAACUGGGCCUGCUGAAAUUCACUAUGUACCCGAACAAGUUCCUGGAAAAUUCAAGAUUCCAUCUGAAUACCUAGUAUUGGAUGGAUACAACCUGACUCCAGAAGACCUCUUAAAACUUGGGAAAGGAAUGUUUAAAAUCAAGUUGAGCCUUGAUUCUCAAGCAAGGGUCAAGCAAUCUCGAGAUUUGCUGGAGACUAUAUUGAAAGAAAACAAAGUUGCGUAUGGUGUCAACACCGGCUUUGGAAAAUUUGCUAACACAGUCAUCGGAGACGAUAAAAUUUUAGAACUACAGGUGAACCUAAUACGAUCUCAUGCAGCUGGCGUCGGUCAACCACUGACACCCGAAAAGACCCGGAUGUUGAUGGCGCUUCGAAUCAAUGUACUGGCCAAAGGUUACAGUGGCAUUUCUUUAGAGACUUUGAAACACGUUGUACAUGCUUUCAAUGCUUCUUGCCUCUCGUGGGUUCCAGAGAAAGGAACGGUGGGGGCUAGCGGUGACCUGGCUCCAUUGGCCCACUUGGCGUUGGGAUUGAUUGGAGAAGGGAAAAUGUGGAGUCCAGAAUCCGGCUGGGCAGAAGCAAAAUACGUUCUUGAAAGUCAUAAGUUAACCCCCGUCACUCUUGGUGCAAAGGAGGGGAUAGCUCUCCUCAACGGAACGCAGCUGAUUACAUCUAUAGGAGCAGAAGCCCUAAGUAGAGCUGAAAUUAUUGCAAGACAAGCUGAUGUUGUUGCAGCUCUUUCUCUAGAAGUAUUAAAGGGAACUACAAGAGCAUUCGAUGGAGACAUCCAGAAGGUUCGUCCCCACAGAGGACAGAGUCAAGUAGCUAAAAGACUUCGAGCUUUGCUUCAUUCUGAUACUCAUCCGUCAGAGAUGGCAGAGAGCCAUCGGUUUUGCCACCGCGUGCAAGAUGCUUACACUUUGAGAUGUUGCCCUCAAGUCCACGGCAUAGUGCACGACACCAUCGAGUUUGUGCGAGACAUUAUUGCGACAGAAAUGAACAGCGCAACAGACAAUCCUCUGGUAUUUGUUGAAAGAGAGGAAAUUAUUUCUGGAGGAAAUUUUCACGGUGAAUAUCCAGCAAAAGCUCUAGACUACCUUGCUAUUGGAGUACAUGAACUAGGAAGUAUGAGUGAAAGAAGAACAGAAAGAUUAAUAAAUCCUGCUUUGAGUGAACUUCCAGCAUUUUUAGUGAAGGAUGGUGGACUUAAUUCUGGUUUCAUGAUGGCUCAUUGCACAGCAGCUGCUUUAGUAUCUGAAAACAAAGUGCUCUGUCAUCCAGCAUCAGUCGAUUCUCUUCCAACAAGCGCAGGUACAGAGGACCACGUGUCUAUGGGUGGAUUUGCUGCUCGAAAAGCCCUUACCGUUGUCGAGAAUGUCGAAAGAGUGAUUGCCAUUGAACUGCUCGCAGCUUGUCAAGCCAUAGAGUUCUUGAGACCACUGAAGACUACGGCACCUCUGGAAGCAGUUUAUAGUUUAGUUAGAUCUGUCGUCAAAGCUUUGGACAAAGACCGGUUCAUGGCUCCUGAUAUCGAUAUGGUGACAGAUAUCCUUCGCGAAGAAAAGGUCUGGUUUGCUGUUAAGCCUCACAUGGAUCGUUACUUCAUGGAACAAGGCGUCGAAACGAGACCUUCCUCGCCUACCACCAGCAGCGCCCACCAUUUCAAGAAGCGACGCCAUUCCAGCGCCAAUUCCAACGGGUUCGUCCAUGAAAACUUUAUCAUCAACACCAUCAACGGCAACGAAAGCGAUGAAGAACUCCCACUCAAAAUACCGACGAAAGGACUACGUCCAUUAUACUUGCUUGAAGAGUGAUGAUUUCCUAGAAGAAGUUAGAAGUGGGUGGAAUUUCAGUUGGGUAUCAAUGUGGGUUGAUAACUGCGAAUAAGGGAGACGAGUUCGAAUUUUCAUUCUGCCUUUAACUACAAUUGAGGCAUAUGCAAAUAUGGGGCUGAGGUUAUGUUUCAAAGUUUUAAGGAUCCAUGUUAUUUUUCCUUCCUGUAAGUUGCAAAUAAUAUCAAUCAUAUUUUUUGAACAUAGCACCUAAUAAGAAAUUCAAGUAACAGCAUCAAAGAAGUUCUUAAAAUAGGUUUAAUAUUCAAAAGCAAGGAAAUAAGUGUUGCAAAAGCAAUGCUUUUGUUGAAUAAGCAUAUUAUUUAGAUUUUCGCAGUUGAUGCGAGAAUGAGUACCGGUAAUUUAUUAAUCUGAAAGAUAUGAAUCUUUCAUUUGUACUUAGGCCAAGGAAUUACAACUUGAUGUUGUUACAUAUAUUAUACAAAUAAAAUGCAAUGAAACCUUGUUAAAAAUCUGCUACGGGAGGGGGGGGGGGAGUAUUUUUAACCGACAAAAAAUUGUUAAUUAUAUAUAAAUUUCCUAUAACUUCACCUCCAAAAAACUAAUAUUCGUAUGACACCACAUAAGCUUCGGAAAACUGUUUUUCUACCAAAAUAUGAAAUUCAGAAAAUUACAGUUUAUUAAAACAUGUUUGCUACGUAAUAAAAAAAAAUGAAACAUGCGUUUUUUUUCCCCCACAAGAAAACAUGGAAAAUAUUAUUUCAUUCAUGCUAGCUGUUUAAUUUUUGAUUGAUGACCAAAGGUAUUAAGAUAAACGGGCGAAGAAAGCAAGUUAAAAUAAUUAGGAGCCUCUGAAAUGGGGAAGAGAUGGUGCCAUGGGAGUAUUCAGUCUUGGAAGAGAACAUGGAUGAGGUUAAAAAUGUAACAGAACUCUUUUAAUGGUGAGAUUCUUUUCGUUCCAAAGGAGGAAUGUAGGGAAAGAUAAUUGUUAUAAAAAUAUUAUGGUUUGCCGUUCGCCUUAUGAUAUUCAAACUAAUUAUUUUUUCGGUUCAACUUGAAAAGGUGAAAUUUUUUAUUUAUUAAACUUUGUGCAUUUUACGUUGAUGUUAUUCAUAAUUUUGCACUGACGUGUAUUUUGCUUAUGUUUGUAAAAUUUUUGAUUUCUUGUUAUUGUGUCGAAAUCCACUCACUGUAAAUAUUCAUGCUGAAAUGUAAUGUACUUUUUAAUA
This is a messenger RNA of Uloborus diversus, 3301 nucleotides long. Its product is annotated as histidine ammonia-lyase-like. Gene Ontology annotation, biological process: L-histidine catabolic process. The coding region runs from base 9 to 2093 and encodes 694 amino acids. Gene Ontology annotation, molecular function: histidine ammonia-lyase activity. Lineage: Eukaryota; Metazoa; Arthropoda; Arachnida; Araneae; Uloboridae. The record is from RefSeq and is a predicted model, not a curated record. Gene Ontology annotation, cellular component: cytoplasm. The transcript is spliced from 18 exons.